UGGACGUAGACGAAGAAGCUUGAUUCGUAUCCAUAUUAUGGCCAUAUGGUCAAGCUAAGAAGAAUAAACUGUAAUGGAGAAAUGGAGAAACCGCACAGCGAUGCAAAAGGUCAUGGAGUGGUGGGCCCAUAGGUCACUCGUCGCUCUGUGCAUUCUUCCACCUAUAUGCGUAAUACCUGGAAUCAUCUACUACCAACUUCCUAGCUUCUAUCGCGAUGACAAUGAAUACGUCGUCGACACCAGCAGGUGCAGGAUUCGUGGCUUCGAUCCAUUCGACCCGUCCCUUAAGAAGCACAUCUAUCGCUUGCAGAGUAGGCGCUGCGACGACCCACCAGCAGCAAUACUCCAAAGAGGCUCGGCCCUUCAUCUCAGCCGUGAAGUUUUGCAAAUGUACUACAUGUGUAACUUGCAGGACAUCGCGUGUACAUAUCAGGAAGUCGGCCGAAACCGCUCGGCACGUAUUCCAGACGACACGAUCGUCUUCAGCGAACGAGUUGACCUGACCUUCGGAGUUCCGGUUCAUGCGGAGUACAUCAAAGUGGAAUGCCGUUGUCGCAACGGUGAAGUUUUUUAUACGGACUUCUUCCUUCUGCCCACGAUGAAAAAGGAAGGGCAAUCUGAACGCCAAUUCACAUCCGCGGUGUCAGACGGUACUACUGAAAAACUGAGUGUCGUAGUACUGGGACUGGACUCGGUGUCUCGUCUCAACUUUAAGCGUUUUAUGAAACGGACGCGCGAUUAUAUCGAACGGUUCCGUCCAUUUGAGAUGCUCGGAAUGACGAAAGUGGGCGACAACUCUUUUCCAAAUCAGAUCCCUUUGGUGACCGGCAAGAAAGGAAGUGAAGUGAACAGAUCUUGUACCAAGCGUUUCUUUGACGGCGAAGACUUGAUCUGGAAGGAGUACUCUCGACAAGGCUACUACACGCUGUUCCUAGAAGAGAUGCCAGACGCUGGCUUGUUCAGGCGCUUUUGCCGCGGCUUUCGUGAUCCUCCCGUGGAUUACUACGCUCGCCCUCUGAUUCUCGCCGCGUCAGAACCGCCGCAUCGGUUUUACAGUGGCACGCAUCCCUGUAUGGGAAGCAGAGAUCAGACAUCGGUAUACUUGGGCUAUAUGGCGUCGCUGCUCUCUCUCCUGAAAGACGAGCUGCACUUUUCGUAUACCUGGAUCAGUGACAUAACGCAUGAUAAUUUUCACGGGCCCGGUUACGCUGACGCUUCAUUCCGAGCAACAUUCCAGAGUCUCGAGGACGCCGGAGUCAUGAAUCGUUCAGUGGUCGUCUUCUUGAGCGACCAUGGAUUCCGAACCGGAGACGUCCGCCUAUUAUUAACGGGAAAGUACGAAGAGAGAUUACCCUUCUGUUUCUUAAUGUUUCCUUCAGCUUUCCAUAUGAAAUAUCCCGACGUAGUCGAAAAUCUUCGCAAGAACCAGCGUAGGCUGACGACACCGUUUGAUCUCCACGCUACACUGUUGGAAAUAUCGCAGUUCCCUGCCUUUGCCGACAAGCAGGAAUACAGAACCAAGUACGGUAUGAGCCUCUUGCAUGAGAUACCUGAAGAUAGGACGUGCGAGGAUGCCUCCAUAUCACCACACUGGUGCUGCUGCCAACGAACACGCGAGGUAUCUGCCAAGAAACCGUUAGCAGCGCGCAUGGCCGUGCUUGUAGUGGACACCGUAAAUGGCUGGUUGGAAGAGGAAGUGCCAGGAAAGUGCGUCCCGCUUAUAUUAGAGAAGGUGAUCAGCGUACAAAAGCGACAUCUUACGCACGUAAAGGACGGAACGCUGUUCUUCUGGGUUACCCUGAAUGCGUCCAACACGGGUGCUCUCUUGGAAAGCACAGUGGCUGUGAAUAGCGUUGGUGGAAUGAAAGUCAUCGACACCGUCAGUCGCAUCAACCGGUACGAUGCCUGCAUUAGACGCCGCGUUCUCGACAUGUACUGCGUGUGCCGGAAUGAGACCGGGGCGUAACUAUGUAUAGGCUUUUGGACUUCGCGAUAAACGAUAGAAUUACAACAUACUGUUACGAUACUGAUGCAAUAUACUGACACUAUCAAGUCCGUUCUGUUA
Ornithodoros turicata is the source of this 2065-nucleotide messenger RNA. RefSeq lists its product as uncharacterized. Lineage: Eukaryota; Metazoa; Arthropoda; Arachnida; Ixodida; Argasidae. The transcript has 2 exons. The coding region runs from base 74 to 1966 and encodes 630 amino acids. The record is from RefSeq and is a predicted model, not a curated record.